UACCGCUAAGUCUGUUGUCACAAAUUCAUCCAAUCACGCAUUAUGUUGAGUGAUCCAUCUGUAUCCACCGCUUGUUUUAUGUUUCAUAUGUUGAAAUUUCAUUGUUUAUCCAAAUGUGUUUAUAGUUGAUGUAAACGUUAACAUGUUCAAAAGCCAAUAAGAACAUCCUAGAAAAAGAAAACAUCAACUGUGCCAGCCGCAUGUCAAUGUCACAUAUUCCCCUGGUCAUAUCUUUGACUAUUAUUAUUUUUUGCUCUAACCUAAAAGUAUUAUAUAAGUAUUGCACAAUUCAUACAAUCGGAAUUGACUUUCUUUACCUCCAACGUAUUUAUAUUCGAGACUUCCUCUCAAGAUCAUCAUCUCAAGAAAUGGAUCCUAGAGACGGCGGAGAAACCCAUCAGGCCAAGUACAAAGGCAUCCGUCGCCGGAAAUGGGGAAAAUGGGUAUCGGAGAUUAGGGUUCCGGGAACUCGUGAACGGCUCUGGUUAGGCUCUUUCUCCACCGCCGAAGGAGCUGCCGUAGCCCACGACGUCGCCUUUUACUGCUUGCACCGACCAUCUUCCCUCGACAACGAAGCUUUUAACUUCCCUCACUUGCUGCAACCUUCCCUCGCCUCCAACACAUCUCCUAAGUCCAUACAAAAAGCUGCAUCCGACGCAGGCAUGGCUAUAGACGCCGGAUUCUCCGUAAAUAACGAGAGGGGGAGUGGUGGCGGUGAAGAUAGGUCAUCCAUGACGAACACGGAAGAAGACAGCGAACGGGAAACGUUGAACAUCUCUGUUUACGAUUAUCUAGACGACGGUCGCAUUUGAUAUAUUUGAUUUAUAUCUACGAGCACCUUAUAUUAGUAAUUAAUAUAGGAUGUGAAUAGAAAUUCGUUAUUUUUGUUACUUCGGAAUUAUAUUGCCACGCGAGCUUUCGUUACCCGGCUUCAUUUCUUUUGAUGUAGUCUUUCAUUCAAGGAAACAAUAUUCUAGUCCAUUAUAAGUUUGUUAUUUGCUUAUAUCUGACUGGUGGAUUACCUACAUUCGU
Raphanus sativus (radish) is the source of this 1032-nucleotide messenger RNA. RefSeq names its product ethylene-responsive transcription factor ERF020. Gene Ontology annotation, biological process: regulation of DNA-templated transcription. The coding region runs from base 201 to 812 and encodes 203 amino acids. The record is from RefSeq and is a predicted model, not a curated record. Gene Ontology annotation, molecular function: DNA-binding transcription factor activity; DNA binding. NCBI's taxonomy places the organism in Eukaryota, Viridiplantae, Streptophyta, Magnoliopsida, Brassicales, Brassicaceae. The transcript has a single exon.